CUACCUCUGCUGAGGCUCCUUCUUAUCAUCUGAAAACGCUUUCCCUCCUUCCUGCCUGCAGCAGCACUUCAUAUACAGGUUGAGGCCUCGCUUCACAAGCACCACCACAACCUGAUACUCCUCUCGCAACAAAUCCGCGGCGCCGAUCAGCGAUCGGAGCUGAAGCACCAUCAUCCGGCGCGCGUGAUGUGGCCCGGGGACGGUCCUUGGCCGGCGUCCGCCGUCACGGCGGCGGCGCUGCUCGUCGCCGCUGUCAUCAUCGUGCGGCGGCUCUUCAUCCCUCGCCUGUGGCCGUCGUCAGGGUCAGGGACCGAGCGACGGGGGGCGGCGAGCGGCGGCGCGUCCGGAUCGGCGCGUCUCCCCGCGGGCUCGCUCGGGUGGCCGCUCCUCGGCGAGACGCCGGCGUUCAUCCUCGCGGCGUACUCCGCCCGCCCGGAGUCCUUCGUCGAGCGGCGGCGGCUCCUGUACGGGAAGGUGUUCGCGUCGCACCUGUGGGGCUCCCCGGCGGUGGUGAGCUCGGACCCGGAGGUGAGCCGCGCGGUGCUGCAGGCCGACGCGUCGGCGUUCGUGCCGUGGUACCCGCGCUCGCUCAUGGAGCUCAUGGGGCGGUCCUCCAUCCUGGUGCUCGGCGGCGGGCUCCAGCGCCGGGUGCACGGCCUCGCCGGCGCCUUCUUCAAGUCGCCGCACCUCAAGGCCCGGGUCACCGCCGACAUGCGCCGCCGCGUCGCCCGCGCCAUGGCCGCGUGGCAGCGCCGCGGCGCGCCCGUCGUGCGCGUCCAGGACGAGGCCAAGUCGAUUGUGUUUGAAAUCCUGGUGAGGGCGCUGAUAGGGCUAGACGAAGGACACGAAAUGCAGUACCUCAGGCAACAGUUCAAAGAAUUCAUUGCCGGUCUGAUAUCACUUCCGGUUAAACUUCCCGGGACUCAGCUCUACAGAUCCCUCAAGGCUAAGAAGAGGAUGACAACGUUGAUCCAAAAGAUCAUCCAGGAGAAGAGGAAGAGAAGGAUCGCCGCCGGGUGCGAUGAGGAUCCGCAUGAUGGGACGACUCAUCAUCCGCGCAACAUGAUCGACGUGCUGCUGGGCAAUGGCAGCGACGAGCUCACCGACGAGCUGAUAUCCGACAACAUGAUCGACUUCAUGAUCCCUGCGGAGGACUCGGUGCCGGUGCUCAUCACGCUGGCCGUCAAGUACCUCAGCGAGUGCCCACCGGCUCUACAGCAGCUGGAGGAGGAGAACAUGGAGCUGAAGAGGCGGAAAUCAGGCGCUGGAGAAACCCUAGAAUGGACAGACUACAUGUCGCUCACCUUCACACAGCACGUGAUCACGGAGACGCUGCGGAUGGGGAACAUCAUCAACGGGAUCAUGCGCAAGGCGGUGCGGGACGUGGAGGUGAGAGGCCACCUCAUCCCCAAGGGCUGGCGCGUCCUCGUCUACUUCCGCGCCGUCCACCUCGACGCCGCCGUCCACGACGACCCGCACGCCUUCAACCCAUGGAGGUGGAAGGACAGGGCCGACGUGAUGACCGGCGGCGGCGGCGGGGGCUUCACCCCCUUCGGCGGCGGGCAGAGGCUCUGCCCGGGGCUGGACCUCGCCAGGCUCGAGGCCUCCAUCUUCCUGCACCAUCUCGUCACCAACUUCAGAUGCUGCACUGCAGGUGGGUGGCGGAGGAGGACGCCGUCGUCAACUUCCCCACGGUGCGGCUCCGGCGAGGGAUGCCAAUCGCAGUCACGCCCAGAACGUGAACACAGGUUGCCUUCCGCGCGCGUCGACCAUCUGUCAAGUGUUUGACUAGAAUAGUUUCCUUCUUCAAAUUAAGCAGAAAAAUUUAAGAAAACUCAUACUGUACAUGCAACCGUGCAUUUGAUGAGUGCAGACUUGAGAUGCAUGGUUUUAUACCUGAUGAGUUGUACUCGAAUCGUUGUACGUUACGCAACUGAAUUAAAUAUAUACAGAGAAUUUUUACAAUGAUUGGAAAAAUGA
Molecule: messenger RNA, 1980 nt
Organism: Panicum virgatum (switchgrass)
Lineage: Eukaryota; Viridiplantae; Streptophyta; Magnoliopsida; Poales; Poaceae
Product: cytochrome P450 90D2-like
Exons: 6
Coding region: 187-1788 (533 amino acids)
Biological process (GO): sterol metabolic process; brassinosteroid homeostasis; brassinosteroid biosynthetic process
Molecular function (GO): oxidoreductase activity, acting on paired donors, with incorporation or reduction of molecular oxygen, NAD(P)H as one donor, and incorporation of one atom of oxygen; iron ion binding; heme binding
Source: RefSeq, a predicted model, not a curated record